Molecule: messenger RNA, 2878 nt
Organism: Stylophora pistillata
Lineage: Eukaryota; Metazoa; Cnidaria; Anthozoa; Scleractinia; Pocilloporidae
Product: iduronate 2-sulfatase
Cellular component (GO): cytoplasm
Molecular function (GO): iduronate-2-sulfatase activity
Source: RefSeq, a predicted model, not a curated record
AUGGAACCCAGACAGUUUCAUCAUACUACUUCACAAGCUGGAUUUUCUGGCUUUGUCUUAAUGUGUUUAAUGAUCUGUACAUCAAAUGGAUUCUCCCAAGACAAAGUUAACGUUCUAUUUAUAGUAGCAGACGAUCUGAGACCUGCGCUAGGCAGCUAUGGGAAUACUGUGGUACAAACUCCGAACCUUGACAAGCUUGCACAGCGUUCGAUUCGCUUUACCACAGCUGCUUCGCAGCAAGCUGUCUGUGCUCCGAGCCGAAUCUCAUUCCUUACUGGCAGGAGGCCAGACACAACGAAGCUACUGGGCAACAAGGGGGCUAUCUAUUGGAGGGUGAACGCAGGAAAUUUCACCUCUUUACCACAACAUUUCAAGGAUGCUGGUUAUUUUACCGCUUCUGCAGGAAAAGUUUUUCAUCCAGGGAGAGCAUCAAACUUCACUGAUGACUAUCCAUAUAGUUGGUCCAUUCCACCUUAUCAUGCCUCAACGCAUGCUUACAAAAAUGCAGCGGUGUGUCCAGGUGUAGACGGUAAACUACACGUCAACAUUGUAUGUCCAGUUGAUAUUAAAAAGCAACCAGAGAAAACACUGCCAGACAUUCAGAGCACUCAGUUUGCUUUAAAUUUCUUAAAAAAUUACACAACUUCAAAAAACAGCAAUCAACCAUUUUUCCUGGCUGUUGGCUACCACAAGCCACACAUCCCUCUGAAAUUUCCCAAACAAUUCCUUGACUUGUACCCCAUAGAGAAGAUCCAAGUGGCAGCAGACCCUUUACUUCCCUUUCACUUACCGCCAGUGGCUUAUGAACCAUGGACUGACCUGCGAUGGAGAGAUGACAUUGCAGCACUAAAUCUGAGUUUUCCCUAUGAACGCAUGCCAGAUUUUUAUGCGAAAAGGAUCAUUCAAAGCUAUUAUGCUGCAACAACUUACAUGGACAGUCUAGUCGGACAGUUACUGAUAGCUUUAGAUGAGUAUGGCCUUGCAAGCAAUACAAUUGUGAGCUUUGUGGGAGAUCAUGGUUGGGCAUUAGGCGAACACCAAGAGUGGUCAAAAUUCAGUAACUUCAGAGUAGCCACUAAUGUGCCUCUUGUGAUCCAUGUACCUGGUGUAACAGAUAACAGAGACCAUGGAGGCUCAGGAAUUGUAUCUGAUGCACUUGUAGAAUUAGUGGACUUAUUUCCAACUCUUGCAGAACUGGCUGCACUAAAAGUGCCAGAUCUAUGCCCAGAUGACUCUUCAAACAUCACUUUGUGUUCAGAGGGUCUCAGUUUUGCUCCUCUUUUGAAGAAUUUAAGCUUGCCCUGGAAAAAGGCUAUCUUCAGUCAAUAUCCAAGACCAUCAGAUGAACCACAAGAAAACACCUGUGAGCCUCUGCCUUCUGAGAUGACAAUUAUGGGAUACUCCAUGCAGACAAGUCGUUAUCAUUACACUGAGUGGAUACAAUAUGAACAUAAAACACAGAAGGGGAACUGGUCAAAUAUACAUGCCAGGGAAUUGUAUAUAGAUCCAAGGGAUGACCGAAAUGUAGCAUCCUUGCCUGAUUUUUCAGAUCUUGUCCAGGAGUUGUCAAAUCAACUGAGGAAAGGCUGGAGAAAUGCCUUGCCAGAAAACAAUUAUGUUCAUGUGUAAAUCACACAUAAUUUCAUUAAUCUACACAUCUUUUUGGCUGGUUUAAAGCCUGGUUUUCUCAUGUAGGGAGAAUCCCAGAUGAUCAGUAAUCCCACUGUUUCCCAACUCUUCUAGAUUUUGCCAAUAUGUGGAAAGAUUGCCAGAUUCCUCUGCAUGCAUUUUUUGUGACUCGGGGUGCUGCAGCUAUACAACCGAAGUCCUAGAAAUCUGGAGCAUAUUGGGAAAAUAGAAAUAUGACAUAAAUUAUGAAAACCAGGGCUUAAACCAAGCCAUAACAUUUUUCUCUUAUCCCAAAUUGAAACUUUGAUUACAGUAAGCAUCCUCCAGCCAGCAAUGUUUUAUAAAAUAAAGCUUUUUGUAUUCUCAGACAAACUAGUUACAACCAGAGAAAUUAAAGUUCAUUUUUAUAAAUUCAAAUUUACAUUUAUCAUAAGCAUUUCAAAAUCAUUCACUUUUCUCAGGAAUUAUUAAUUACAAGGGGAUAAAAUUUUACAUAAAUUAUAUUGUUUUAUUACAAAAUGGAAAAUUGAGAUUUUUUUAAUGUACUGAAAGUCAUUGAAUUCAUAAAAGUGUGCAUUUUUUUAAAAAAAAGAUAGUUGCUAAACUUCAAGUUGAUCAACAAUCAAGUUUAAAUUAAGGAAAAGUUUAUUUGCGGCAAUCAAAAGCCAAUAUUAUUGAAAGCACUAUUAAGACUGAGUUGGAAAUGUAUGCAACAAUGUAAUUCAACAAGGUCAUUAGUUUCUAAAGAAACUGUUUUACUGUGUUGACAUGAAAAAAUUGAAACAAUUUCAAGGUUAUCAACACAAUUACCUGCUGAUAAAGGUCUGUAAACUGCCACAGCAAAUGUUUAAAAGCUGAUUACUGUAUUCUUGCUUUUCAUGCAAGCAGAAUGACUCUGGGGUAAACAAAAAGCUUUUUUUGGCAUGGAAAGUCUGUUAGACAAACUAAGACCAUACAUUAGCCCUGGGUCAGAGCAAAUUUGCUUGAAAGGAUAUGGGCCAAUGCUUAAAAUGUCAGCUUUUUAAAAUUUGCCAUAGCAGUUUAUCCACCUUCUUGAUAAGCUCACAGUCAAUAACCUUCUAAUUGUAAACAAAGUAGAUCAUCUUACAUAAGAAUGAUAAGAAUGUUGCAACCAUGUACUGGAUAAUGAUUUAUAUACACAGAGAGUAGUUUGUAACAUACUGUCAAAGCAAUGUUUGAAAUAAAGGAGAAAUAGCUAUUCACAGCUUAAUAAAUACAAAUGCAGUGG